Macadamia integrifolia is the source of this 3630-nucleotide messenger RNA. Its product is annotated as protein FAR1-RELATED SEQUENCE 11-like. The transcript is spliced from 5 exons. The record is from RefSeq and is a predicted model, not a curated record. Gene Ontology annotation, molecular function: zinc ion binding. Gene Ontology annotation, biological process: regulation of DNA-templated transcription. NCBI's taxonomy places the organism in Eukaryota, Viridiplantae, Streptophyta, Magnoliopsida, Proteales, Proteaceae. The coding region runs from base 1054 to 3330 and encodes 758 amino acids.
AUAUGGUGAGAAUCAUUGGCGUUCGAGGACUUGAUCCGAACUCAAAAGGUUUUUCCAAGAUUAGGGUUGCCGUUGCUCUAACUUACGCAUCGGAGGUGAGGGAGCACGAUCUUCUCGUGCGCGUGGGGCGCAAAUUCUGCUAAUCCCAUGCUCGUCAAGAACUACAUAAUCUGGAGUAUCUCACGGCGCAUGAUAGCUUUCCCCUCUUAUAACGUCAUUAUCCUUCUCCAUGGAUGCGUGAUACUCCUCCCUCCAAAUCUCCCCGCCUGUUUCUUCUUGUUCGUUGCUUUUUUUUUUUCAAUGUCUAUGAAUUUUUCCCUCUUUAAUUUUCCGUUCAUUAUAUUGGUCGUUGGGAUUUUAAUCUACCGUGUAUUUUGUCAUCCGCAUCCUUAGACUCCCCUGGAUCGGUUGGUGAUGUCUGUAAUCUCUAUAUAUGUUCUUCAUUUUGUCUUCAAUCUGUUGAUCGAAUUGCGUGGACUUUUAGGGCUUUGUCAUGCUUGUGAUGGACUUCUGCUCUCUUGCGCAAAUUUUAUCUGUCAGACUUAACGUUAAUUUUCCAUCUACUCGAUCUGGGUUGAAAUUUUGGAAUUUUAGUUAUGACUGAAUCACGUUUGGACUGAUUUUAAAUGAUCUCUUGUGAAAUGGAAAACCCUUCUCGACCAGCCCCCAGAGAAACGUGUAUGAAGUAUUUGGGGCUUUUAGGGUUUUAAUUGAUUUGGAAAUCAAAACUUCAUUCAGAAAGCUGACUCUCAGUGCAAAAACAUUAUAUUUGUUGCAAUCUUAGCAAACUGAAAGAAUCACGUUAUAGUGGAGUAGGAGAUAAUUGCAUGCCAGUGAAUCAAUAGAAAGGAAGCGUACAACCUCAUCAGUCGUUGCAGCUGCUUUGGUCUUUCUGCUUCUAUGUUAGACUCAUAAUGUUUGCUGCUGUUUGCCUUAAAAAAUAAGUUAGGAAAUAUGGAAGAGACAUGUGAAGUUUCUGCUUAAUAUACUUGCGCCUACCUAAUCAACUUCAGGGUAUUAUAUCUGCAGUCUGAUCUCUCUUCUGUGGAAAGAAUGCCUGAAGGAACAAGCCUAAUGGUGGAAACGUCUGAAAAUGGCACAGAUUUGUCACCAGAUGAUAUCGGCACCAUUGAGGAAAUUCCGGAAGAGACAAUUUUAUCACGACAAACUUCUGUAAACCUUGUUCCAUUUAUUGGCCAAAGGUUUGUUUCUCAAGAUGCUGCAUAUGAAUUUUACUGCAGUUUUGCAAAGCAAUGUGGUUUCUCAAUCAGACGCCACCGUACUCGAGGGAAAGAUGGGGUUGGUAGGGGAAUUACAAGGAGGGAUUUCACCUGCCAUCGUGGUGGCUAUCCUCAGAAUAAGCCAUCUGAUGAUGGGAAGCUUCAAAGGAAUCGGAAAUCAUCACGUUGUGGGUGUCAAGCAUACAUGCGGAUUGUUAGACGGGCAGAUUUUGAUGUCCCUGAAUGGCGUAUUACAGGCUUUAGCAACAUUCACAACCAUGAACUUCUCAAAUCAAAUGAAGUGCAUCUGCUUCCUGCCUAUUGCACUAUAUCUGCAGACGACAAGAGUCGAAUUUGCACGUUUGCAAAAGCUGGGAUGUCAGUGCGACAAAUGUUAAGAUUAAUGGAGUUGGAGAAAGGUGUUAAACUAGGUUGUUUACCAUUUACUGAGAUAGAUGUAAGAAAUCUAUUACAGUCCUUCAGAAAUGUGGAUCGGGACAAUGAUGCUAUAGAUCUUCUUGCAAUGUGCAAGAAGAUAAAGGAUGAAGACCCUGGCUUUAAGUAUGACUUCCAGAUUGAUGCACAUAACAGGUUGGAGCAUAUUGCCUGGUCCUAUGCUUCAUCAAUUCGAUCAUAUGAAGCUUUUGGAGAUGCUGUGGUUUUUGACACUACCCACCGUUUGGAUGCCUAUGAUAUGCUUCUAGGGAUUUGGAUUGGAGUGGACAAUCAUGGCAUGAACUGUUUUUUUGGUUGUGUGCUUCUACGAGAUGAAAACAUGCAAUCUUUUUCCUGGGCAUUGAAGACCUUUUUGGGCUUCAUGGAAGGAAAGGCUCCACAAACUAUUUUGACGGAUCAAAACAUGUGGCUGAAAGAGGCUUUUGCUAUCGAAAUGCCAAGUACAAAACAUGCCUUCUGCAUUUGGCACAUCAUUUUGAAGUUCUCGGAUUGGUUUUCUGUACUUCUUGGGUCUCAAUAUGAUAGUUGGAAAGCUGAGUUUCAUCGCCUCUAUAAUCUGGACAUGGUGGAGGAUUUUGAAGUAGGAUGGAGAGAAAUGGUUGAUGCAUAUGGACUCCAUGAAAAUAAGCACAUUAUCAGCUUAUAUGCAUUAAGGACAUUUUGGGCAUUACCGUUUUUGAGAUGCUACUUCUUUGCGGGAAUGACAAGUACAUUCCACUCUGAGUCAAUUAAUGCUUUUAUCCAACGGUUUUUGAGUGCACAGUCUCAACUUGAUCAUUUUGUAGAGCAGGUGGCUGUUAUUGUUGACUUCAGCGAUCAAGCAGGAGUGAAACAAAGGCAACGAAAGCACGGCAAAGUCUGCCUCAAGACUGGGUCGCCAAUCGAAUCACAUGCUGCUACUGUUCUAACUCCUUAUGCCUUCUGCAAGCUCCAAGAAGAGCUAGUGUUGGCUCCGCAAUAUGCCUCACUUCAAAUAGAAGAUGGUUGUUUCAUUGUGAGGCACCAUACCCAGAUGGAUGGAGGGUGUAAAGUGAUUUGGGUCCCUCGUGAAGAGCUCAUUAACUGCAGUUGUCAUCAGUUUGAGUUUUCAGGCAUUCUUUGCAGACAUGUUCUCCGUGUCUUGUCAACAAAUAACUGUUUUCACAUUCCAGAACAGUAUUUACCAAGCCGUUGGUGUGGUGUCUGCUCAUCUUCCUUGAAGACCUUCCGAAGCACUACUCCAAGGGAUCAUGCAGGGAGGGUUCAGUUACUGCAUUCCAUGGUUUCCACACUCAUUACAGAAUCAGUAGAAACAGAGGAACGGCUUGAUGUUGCUUGUGAUCAGAUUGCCAUGGUGUUAUCACGCAUUAAAGAAUUUCCUCGGUCGACUCUUUGUGCAAAUGGUAUAGCCUAUGAUAGUCCAUCUGACUCGCUGAUUCUACCAGAGGUGGAAGAUUCUGAUGGAAUUGUUCAAAGUUUUACCGAUGGGAAUCCCCAUGACACUAUGAACAGUUUGGGAAAGCUGAAAGAACGAAGACCCAGAGAUGGAAUUGACAUUUCUCGGAAACGAAGGCGUUGUUCUGUGCCUUGCUGUGGGCAAUUUGGGCAUGAUGCAACUGAUUGUCCAAUGAUGGGAGGCGAUGGUUUGAAUGGAGAUGGACUAGGAUUCUUGUAGAGUGAGACUUUGACGGUGACUGCAUGUGUAAAGAAACAUCAAGAUUUAUAGAUGUUUAUGGGCAAGAGAUCGCUUCCUGGUUGCGUGGCCUCUGCAUGAGCACGGGGACCAAUGAGAACAGCAGAGGCAGCACCAUUGAUAGGCUUCUUUAUUUCAUGGAUGGAAGGGUGGUAAAUUGGGUGCUUGUCUUGGCGCAGGGGCAGCACAACCGGUAGCAUUAUUUUUCCCAGUGUUUAUAUGUCCGUCGGCUAUCAUUUUUUCCAUGUUUAUCAAUGCAGUUCAAUUUGUUUUUUUUGGUCA